Messenger RNA from Hydra vulgaris (swiftwater hydra), 2510 nucleotides. RefSeq names its product ribosomal protein S6 kinase 2 beta. Gene Ontology annotation, molecular function: magnesium ion binding; ATP binding; protein serine/threonine kinase activity. Gene Ontology annotation, biological process: intracellular signal transduction; peptidyl-serine phosphorylation. NCBI's taxonomy places the organism in Eukaryota, Metazoa, Cnidaria, Hydrozoa, Anthoathecata, Hydridae. The record is from RefSeq and is marked provisional.
UAUAAAAACAAUUUUAGGAAUCGAAUGAAGGAUAACUAAACGCAAGUAAUCUAAUUUACUUUGAUUGAAAUCAUGCCACUUGCUCAAUUGGCAGAUCCUUGGCUUGGGAUUCAUGUGGCUGAAGAUGCGGAGAUGUUUGCUUCACAAGAAGAUUUGACACAUGUUGAACAUUCAACAACAGAAACUACCAAACCAAGCACUGAAUUUGAUUUGAGUAAUAUGGUUAAAAAGUCUAAUAAAGUAAUGAAGGCUGAGCCAUCACACUUUGAAUUAUUAAAAGUCCUUGGACAAGGUUCUUUUGGAAAGGUUUUUAUGGUAAGAAAGAUUGUAGGAAAAGAUGCAGGACAUAUUUAUGCUAUGAAAGUUCUAAAAAAGGCAACACUAAAAGUUCGUGAUCGUGUUCGUACAAAAAUGGAGCGAGACAUCCUUGCAGAAGUUGAGCAUCCUUUUAUUGUUGAUUUGCAUUAUGCUUUUCAAACAGAGGGCAAGCUCUACUUAGUGCUUGGUUUUCUUCGUGGAGGUGAUUUAUUUACUCGACUUUCAAAAGAGGUCAUGUUUACUGAAGAAGAUGUAAAAAUAUACUUGGCAGAGCUUGCAAUGGCUCUUGAUCAUUUACAUAGGCUUGGAAUAGUCUACAGAGAUUUGAAACCAGAGAAUAUUCUGUUAGAUGUAGAUGGACACAUUAAGUUAACUGACUUUGGUCUUAGUAAAGAAAGCAUCUAUGAUGUAGAAAAUAAAACUUAUUCUUUUUGUGGCACAGUUGAAUAUAUGGCUCCUGAGGUUGUUAAUAGAAGAGGACAUGGAACUGCUUCAGAUUGGUGGUCAUAUGGUGUAUUAAUGUAUGAAAUGCUGACUGGUUCUUUACCAUUCCAAGGUGCAAAUAGAAAAGAAACAAUGCAACAGAUAUUAAAAGCUAAGCUUGGAAUGCCACACUUCUUAAGUCGAGAAGCCCAAUUAUUGUUGAGAGCGCUUUUUAAAAGAAAUCCACAAAAUAGAUUAGGAUAUAAAGAUGGUUUAGAAGAAAUCAAAGAGCAAGAAUUUUUUCAAUCUUUGGAUUUUGAAAAAUUAUACAAAAAAGAAAUUGAGCCACCAUUUAAACCAGCUGUUUCAAGAUUAGAUGACACAUUUUAUUUUGACAAAGAGUAUACCUCUAGGGAAGCAAAAGAUUCCCCAGCUGUCCCACCUAGUGCGGGUGCUAAUCAAUUGUUUCGUGGGUUCAGCUAUGUUGCACCUUCAGUAUUGAGUUCAGGACUCGAAGGAGGCUUUCAAGGUAUAGAAGAAGGAAUGGAGUUUACUGAUUCUUCCAAUGGAAGUGUCCAAUCUAAUGGCGAUGUACCCUCUGAUCGAUAUGACACAUCUAUUUAUGACCAGUAUGAUAUUAGAGAGGAAAUAGGUAUGGGAGCUUUUUCAGUUUGUAAACAAUGUUUUCAUAAAGCAAGUGGGUGUGAGUUUGCAGUCAAGAUUGUUGAUCAAAGUAAAAGAGAUCCAACUGAAGAAGUUCAGAUAUUGCUUCGAUAUGGACAACAUCCAAACAUAUGUACUCUGCGUGAUGUUUUUGAUGACGGAAAGUAUACAUAUAUGGUAAUGGAGAGGUGUCGUGGAGGAGAACUUCUAGAAAAAAUUUACAAGCAAAAGUAUUUAUCUGAAAAAGAAACUGCAUAUAUUAUGGAUGUACUUGCUAAAACCAUAGAUUAUCUACACCAGCAAGGAGUUGUCCAUCGUGACUUACAACCAAGUAACAUUUUAUUUGCUGACGAACUACGCAAUCCAGAUAGUAUAAGAAUUGUUGAUUUCGGUUUUGCAAAACAAAUGAGAGCAGAGAAUGGUCUUCUAAUGACACCUUGUUACACAGCUAAUUUUGUUGCUCCUGAGGUAUUAAAGAAACAAGGGUAUGAUGCUGCUUGUGAUAUUUGGUCUUUAGGUGUUUUAAUGUAUACUAUGCUAUCUGGGCGUACACCUUUUGCUGCUGGACCUGAAGAUACACCUGCAAUGAUUUUAACUAGAAUUGGUCAAGGAAAUAUUGUAUUAAAUGGAGGUUCAUGGGAUAAUGUUACUGAUUCAGCUAAGAAUUUACUUCGAAAAAUGCUUUAUGUUGAUCCUUCACAACGACUUUCAGCUGCACAAGUGCUUCAACAUCCAUGGCUUCGUUUUAAAUCCUCAAUUCCUGAUCGCAAGAUGACAUUAAAUGAAACUGCAUCAAGAAUCAAAGAAGCAGUUAAAAACACUUUUAGCGCAGUCCAUAAAGCUCCAGAUACCAAACCUCUAUCAGGUGUUCAGUCUUCAGGUCUUCACCAAAGGCGGGCUGGUAAGGGAAAGUUGCCUUGGGGUCAUAAGAAGUAAAAUAAUAGGAUUUAUUAGAAAUAUGAAUUAAUCACUGAGCUUCAUAACGAAAUAGAUAAGUGAACCGUUUUGAUCUAUUUGUCAUAAUAGAGUCGCAAACUAUGUAGUUAACUCCGUUAUUUGUCUUUUUAUUCUGUAGAACUUAGAUAAAUAUAUAUAUAUAUAUAUAU